UACUUUUGGGGAAAUGUUUAAAAAUAAAAUAAUCUUUCUAGUUGGAUAGAUAAAAAACAAAUAUCUCUUGAAAUGUAAUAAUUUUUUUUUUUUUUUGUCUGAGCAUUAGGGUUGUUCAAAGGUGUCAUUUUACUCAUUUGCUCGGUCGGUUCAAAGUUUUUUCAUCUUUUAUAUGAUAGAAGUUCCUUAUAAUUUUAUAAUUUAUAGCUUCACAAUAUGAUUAUGAGAACACAGUAUAAUGUGUAUAGUAGUAUACAACAAUAUACAUUUUUUGUUCUAUUUUAAACAAAAUUUGAUACUUUAAGUUUUUCAUUGUGUUAUGUGACAUUUUUUUAUGGUUUGUAAGAAUUAAAAUAUAAACAAAAAAGUUUGUUGUGAUGGAUCGUCCAGAGCUGUACGCCGAAGAAAAUGGCAUGCAACGUAGAGAUGCUAGUGAUGCCUUAAAUAACUAUUUAUCACGCAUGGUUUGGAAACCGAGAGAGGUAGUUUUAGAUGUAGGUUGUGGUCCUGGCGAUGUGACUUCAGAUAUUCUGUUCCCUGUAUUACAAGACAAAAUUGAAAAAUUGAUCGCCGUCGACAAAUCAAACGUCAUGAUCGAUUAUGCUAAAUCGACUUACGGUAAAGCCAAAAUGGAAUUUCAAAUUCUGGAUAUUGAAAAUUCCAUUAGUUGUGCCUAUCACACGCAACACUUUGACAAAAUAUUUUCAUUCUUUUGUUUUCAUUGGAUACAAAACAAAGAGAGAACUUUGCUGAAUUUGUAUUCAAUGUUGAAAAGUGGCGGGGAAGUAUUAAUUUUGUUUAUGCUGGUAAAUCCUAUGGUUCAUUUGUAUAAAUGUUUGGACGUCGAAUGGCAAAAAUAUGUCAAAGACAUCAAACAUUUGUCCUCAACGUAUUCAAAAGAAGAAGUGGAAGCUCUUUUCGUCAAUGCUGGAUUCAGAAUUAUUGAAAUUGAAUCAAACAUUAAAACGUAUACGUUCCAAGAUUUGUCUUCCGUUUUGAAUGCUGUGAAAGCUGUGGACGUUAUGUAUAAUGUGUUGCCGUCACAUUUGCACGACAAGUACACGUUGCACGUCAAGAGUAAAAUCUGCGAAGAACAAUUGGUAACUAUAUGUCCCAUUAGCAAAAUGACUACAAAAACGUAUUUGCCUAUCAUAGUACACGCCGUAAAAGAUUAAAAACAAUAAAACAAACGAUAAUAUCUACCAAAUUUUUGUUUUAUUAUAUCACGCAGAAAAUAAAUGUAAUAGAUUUAUUAUUGUUGUUAAAUUCUCGUGCGUACCUCUAAAUUGAUUAUGUUCAUAGAGUACUUUUUGAAUAUGAAUAACUUUUCUAACUUGUAUUAAUAUUAUUGUUAUUACUUAAGAUGAACCUUAAUGGACAA
Molecule: messenger RNA, 1381 nt
Organism: Adelges cooleyi (spruce gall adelgid)
Lineage: Eukaryota; Metazoa; Arthropoda; Insecta; Hemiptera; Adelgidae
Gene: jhamt
Product: juvenile hormone acid O-methyltransferase
Exons: 5
Coding region: 378-1175 (265 amino acids)
Source: RefSeq, a predicted model, not a curated record